AUGGACUCUGAGCCACUGAGGAAUACAGAAAUUUUAUUGUCACACAUCUAUAAUGCAAUUGCCGAACAUAGAAGCUCACAACUUAUCGCACUCUUAUAUGAUCGCAUUUUGCGUCUCUCUGGAAGGUCUUCAUUAACAAGGUAUCAGGUUGAAGCUUUCUUCAAUAUGCUCGAAUUGCCCAGCGCAAACAUACCUGAAUCAUUGAACUGUAAUGAACUGUGCGAAUUGGUCGAAAAAAGUUUCGAUGAUAAUUAUGGAGACAUCACAAGUGGUGGGCAUAUAUUUCAAUAUAAAGAUAAUCGUCUGAAAGUGGCCAAAAAAUGUGUUGGAAACGACGAGGCAAAUUUUGACGAGCUGAAGAUUCUUAGCACAUUAAACACUUUACGAAAAAACAUGAAGUGUUGCACAAACUCACUCAGAUUCAUUCGAGAAGAAAAUUUGAUUCGUACAGUCCUGAGACAAGAACGAGCAAUUAAAAAACUGAAAAAUAAAUUGGCAGAAGCCGAACGAACAGCCGAUCUGCUCGCAGCCGAAUAUUUUGCAGAGAGGUGUAAAGUGUCAUUGCUAAAUGAAAACUCGGAAUGCGAUUCUGGAUGCAAUACUGAGCGUAGCGCAUCGCCAAACAGUUCAACAUCGAAAGGAGUGAUUAUGAAUAGAAAGAGAAUGACUAAUCGAACAACUGAUGAAUGUGCUUGUAAUGGUGCAGAGAGAAUAUUUGUCGGUAAAGGUGAAAAAAACAAUGAUCUCGGCAGCUACAGACAAAUAGCAACAUCACCACAUUCAGUGAGUAUAAUGUGGAUGUGUAAUCCAUCAACAUCGUUCAUACCAUCGAAUAGAAUACUUGAAUGUGAUUCAUUGAAGAAUCCAGGUGAAUCAACAAAGGAGAAUGGCGAUUUAUUUAGCAGCAAGCAUAUCAUCGAUUAUGUUUGCUGCAGUGUGGCGCUGCAACGAAGGAGCAUACCGAACAAUACUCAACCACAUCCAACUGUAACCCAACAAACGAACCCAUCAGCUAACAAUCAUCAAACACGAACAUCUCCGCAACCAAUCUGUCGCAGUGAAUGCGUGGCUGUUGAUGUGACCGCAUGUCGUAAAUCCUCAACCCAAACUGUUCGUUGGAUUCAAAAACAAAACUCUUCGAUAACUGUGUGCGUGAAACGAUCGAUGAAUCGUCGUAAACGAAUACAACUUCAACGACUUGAACUGAAUUCAAAUUAUAAUUUGUUUGAUCCGAGUAUUCACUUCGAUUAUAAGCGACUUAAAAUGAAAAGAAUUAUAGAAUAUAAAAUACCAUUGUUAUGCAAAAUAAACUGA
Molecule: messenger RNA, 1314 nt
Organism: Anisakis simplex (herring worm)
Lineage: Eukaryota; Metazoa; Nematoda; Chromadorea; Rhabditida; Anisakidae
Source: the annotation of a GenBank genome assembly